Molecule: messenger RNA, 432 nt
Organism: Mesorhabditis spiculigera
Lineage: Eukaryota; Metazoa; Nematoda; Chromadorea; Rhabditida; Rhabditidae
Source: the annotation of a GenBank genome assembly
AUGUUCUUAAAUGCGCCGCGCAUCCUAAACGCGAAGGCUUCCGGUAAAUGCGAAAAGAUAAAUCGCGACGGCCUGCUGAACACGACGGAGAAGAACUACCAACAGAUUGUCUGCCGACGCUGCCAUUCCAUCGUUUUCCCGGUUAACGCCGUCAUCUACGUGGAGAAAUUUCCCGUGAAGCUGCCGGUGAUGUCGCACCAGGGGAAGGGCAAGGUGCCGUUGGAAGAGAUCUCGUGGUGGUGGUACACGCACGACGACCUCGACUUUGACACCGUCGGCUGGCAGACGAUCAACGGCAAGAAGAUUCAGGUGCUGAUGUGUGGGGACUGUGAGUUCGGCCCGUUCGGCUUCCGCACCGACGACAACAAGCAUUUCUACGUGGCUGUCGAGAGGAUGCACUACCUCGAGCCGGAGGAGGCGUCUUCGAACAAG